Messenger RNA from Drosophila kikkawai, 585 nucleotides. RefSeq lists its product as uncharacterized. The record is from RefSeq and is a predicted model, not a curated record. Lineage: Eukaryota; Metazoa; Arthropoda; Insecta; Diptera; Drosophilidae.
AUGGACAAUUUGGAUUACACAGAGGAAUUUUGGAACCUUAUAGGAGAACGCCUGUAUCAUUGCAACCAAAUGAGCUACGGUUUCAUUCCGCUGAAUUCCUUUUCGUGAGGAGAGCUUUUGUUGUUGUGGAUUUUUUGUUGUGCCCAGGAAGAACCGAUGAGAGGAUCAUCUUCUUUAUGGAAAACAACAAGCAGGGCCAGCCAAGAACAACAAGAAAAAGGACGCAGAAAUCAUAAAGUGGUUUUGAACAAGUUAAAAAAGCGCAUAGGGGUAAAGAAAGAAAAAGCUCAAGCCCAAAAAACCCCAUUCAUAGCGAGCGGUGCGGCCAACAGCGGGUUAAGGUAUGAUGUUCCAAGGAGAAAUACCAAGAUUCCACCGUGUUAUUUAUCGCAGUCUCCAGAAUUUCCGACGAGGACGGGAAAAGGGCAAAGGCGAAAAGAGUUAAAAACGUAUGCAAAAAAGCCUCACUAACACAUCACACACCACGGUCCGCGAGUGUGUGUUUGUGGGAAAACACAUGUGUGUGGGUAGCCCUGAUUGCGCCAAGCUAAAAAAACCGAGAAUAUGAAUAGGCUGCAGAGAGAG